CAAGAGUAGGAGAAAGCAAGAGAAAUUGAGGGAGAGCUCUUGUGAGAGAAAAGAAAGAGAGAAAUUGUAGAAAUCUUUGUGUAGAUUAAGAGAGAGUAUUAGGGAGAAUUUGAGAGUUUCUAUAGACUGAAGCUAGGGGUUGAGAGCUUCAUAAGUGAAAGAACUUCCAAAUUAUUGUACUCUUUUUCUUAAUAGUGGAUUUAUUUCUCUUUUUCCCGUGGACGUAGACUUGUUGAGAGAAAAGAUUUUUUUUCUUCUUUUUUCAUCGUAUAUAUAUACAUUAUUCUUGUUCUUUGCUUAUCCAUAUUCAUGACUGCUAUUCUCAACAAAGCACACAUAAUCUCCACUGACCAUUUGCUCGAUGCUCGGCCUGCCUCCCUCAAUAAAUACAGCAAAAAAUGGCAUUUGGCUUUUGUCACCAUCUACUGCUCAAGAACUCUGUUUUCUCUCGUCAGGAAUCAUGAUUCCAAGGUUUCGCUAAUUCUUGAUCAUGUUAUUCUAACAGUUCCACCAGAAAAUGGUUGUUUCAAAAUUAAUGAGACCACUCUCACCGACAUUGUGAAGGAGAAAAGGCUUGAGAAGCUUCAAAUAAUUGGGGGAGUGAAUGGGGUGGCUUCAUCCCUGCAAACCAGCCUGAAUAGUGGAAUCAAUGGCGGUGCUGAGGACAUUGCUCGCCGACGUGAAGCAUUUGGUUCUAACAUCUACAAAAGACCGCCAUCUAAGAGUUUCUUCCAUUUUGUGGUGGAAGCUUUCAAGGAUCUCAUAAUUUUGAUCCUACUCGGCUGCGCCGCACUUUCUCUUGGUUUUGGCAUCAAGGAGCAUGGCUUGAAAGACGGUUGGUAUGAUGGUGGGAGUAUUUUCGUGGCUGUUUUUCUGGUCAUUAGCGUCUCUGCCAUCAGCAACUACAGACAGAACAGACAGUUCGACAAAUUGUCUAAAGUCAGCAACAACAUCCAAAUUGAUGUCAUCAGAGGCGGCAGGCGGCAAAAUAUUUCAAUAUUUGAGAUCGUGGUCGGAGAUAUUGUUUGCCUGAAAAUCGGAGAUCAGGUUCCAGCUGAUGGGUUGUUCUUGGAUGGACAUUCUCUGCAGAUUGACGAAUCCAGCAUGACAGGGGAGAGCGACCAUGUUGAGUGUGACUGAAGCAGUGAAUGACACCUUGAUCUUCAACACUUUUGUGCUCUGCCAAGUUUUCAAUGAAUUCAACGCAAGGAAGCUGGAGAAGAAGAAUGUGUUCAAGGGUAUUCAUAAGAACAAGCUGUUUUUAGGGAUAGUCGGGAUGACCAUUGUUCUUCAAGUGGUGAUGGUGGAGUUUCUAAAGCGGUUUGCAGGUACAGAGAGGUUGAAUUGGGGACAAUGGGGCGCCUGCAUCGCCAUGGCUGCUGUCUCUUGGCCCAUUGGCUGGAUCGUCAAGUGCAUACCGGUGCCAGAGAGACCUAUUUUCAGCUAUCUCAAAUGGAAGAAGCGCGCAUAAUGCUUCACAAAUUCACUCACUCUGUCAAAAUUUGCUUGCAUAUCCUAUGAUUCGUUUCAGAUUUCUCCUUUACGUUUGUAUAGGCUAUAAUUAUUUAUUCUUUAAAUUUCUACAUAGAUAUUCUGUAAUUGGAUUCACUGUUUUCUCCAUUAAUUCUAUUUGUAUAUAGGAAACAUAUAAUAGAAUAACUUGAUUCUU
Messenger RNA from Rubroshorea leprosula, 1669 nucleotides. Lineage: Eukaryota; Viridiplantae; Streptophyta; Magnoliopsida; Malvales; Dipterocarpaceae. The record is from the annotation of a GenBank genome assembly.